This is a messenger RNA of Rhizopus microsporus ATCC 52813, 3972 nucleotides long. RefSeq names its product P-loop containing nucleoside triphosphate hydrolase protein. Gene Ontology annotation, cellular component: intracellular anatomical structure. NCBI's taxonomy places the organism in Eukaryota, Fungi, Mucoromycota, Mucoromycetes, Mucorales, Rhizopodaceae. The record is from RefSeq and is a predicted model, not a curated record. The transcript has 7 exons. Gene Ontology annotation, molecular function: RNA binding; protein binding; ATP binding. Bases 1 to 3972 code for a protein of 1323 amino acids.
AUGUCAAAUAAGAAGAACAGCAAGACAGCGCCUUCUUCAACACCCACGCCAUCCAAAAAGUUGACAAACAGCAAAAAGGGUAUUGUCAAGCAUGGGAAUGCGGGCAGCACCAAAUCUACCGAGGAAUCGGUACAGCGAUCGAGUAUCUUUGGAGACUGGACAGGCAAGACACCUGUCUCACUCUUGCACGAGCACUGUCAAAAGAGUAACUGGGAGAAGCCCGAGUUUGAGAUCAAAAAGAAGAAGAACGGUUACUUGGGAACCGUACAACUGAGUCAGCGUAAUAAAAAGACGGCACAGAUGCAAACAGUUGCAUUCACUCCACCUGAUGAGUUGGUGUUACCUUCUGCCGCAGAAGCCAAGCACCUUGCGGCAACCUAUGCACUUCAUCGAGUCAAAUCACACAUGCCUUUACAACGAGUUUUGCCUCCAACCCACCGAGAUUACUGGAGACAGUUUGAGCAACUCAAGACAGCCAGUAAUCAGUGGCAGUACGACCCAGAUCCGUUCAAUGCUCAUCCACCCAUGACCGCUCAGAAAAAGUCUCGAUCUCUUCCAACCAAGGAACAUGCUGCUUCGGCUGUACCUAUGCCAACAACCGCCACCACAAACAGUUCCAAGCGACCUUUACUAGAUGAAAAACUGCUGAAAGAAUGGGAGAACUUACCAACGGUCCAUAUGAGUCUAGAAAACAGACAGAGGGUCGAAGAGAUCAUCAAGCGGUCCAAGAUAACCUAUCAACCUUUACCUAGAGAACAUACCAAGCAGGAACGUAUGCAUUUGACAAAGGAGUUGGUUGCCAUGGGCUUUCGUCCUGCGCAUGUGGACGAAGCGUUGGAUUAUUCUCCUGAUAAGGAAACAGCACUCGAUUGGUUAUGUUUACAUGUGCCUGAAGACGAUUUACCUGCCAACUUUUUAUUAUCUACUUAUAAUCCGACCAUGACAACCAUCGCACACACGACACAGACCCUCGGCCAGGACUGGCUUUUGAAGCGUAUGGCUGCCAUAGGAUAUCCUGAAAGCAUAUGCAAGGAAGCACUAGAACAGGUCCAAGGUGAUGAAUCCAAGGCAUUGAAACUACUUCAGUGGCGACUUGCACAUGAGGACGAAACAAUGCCUAGCUUAGACCCAGUCGAUCUUGAGGAACUCGAAGCUGUCAGACAAGAUGAAGUGAUUGCGCUCGAGUCCAUUUAUGGGUCUCUAAAUCAAGAAACAGAUAAAGACGGGCGACGGAUCUAUAGUCUACCUUUCAACGUGAGCGCACCAGAACAACCUGUGUUGCAGGUCAUUAUUCCCAAAGAGUCAAUGUAUCCAUUCGAACUGCCCUUAUUUGUGAUCGAAUGGCCCAAUUUGCCAAGUUAUCUGAAACUCUCUCUCUUGCAGGGCCUUAUGGCUGAAGCCGAGCUACAUUUGGGUAUGCCAUUUGUGUACAUGUGUGUUGAGUGGCUACAAGAACAUGCUGAUCACAUGAUUGCUCAUCCUCCCAAGUUACGAGACGUGUCUGAACGCCUCUAUACCUUAGCUCCAACCACACCGGUCCAGAAAAAGAAUAAGUCAAGGAGACAAAUACACCAAAAGCCUACGACGUCCUUAGAUUCAUUGAAAGAACAGCUACUCAACCGACUCGAAUCCGAAGCAUAUGCGCCCAUGGCUGAAGUUAGAUCCAAACUGCCUGCUCAUCAAUUCAAGUCGAAUGUGAUUCACGCUGUUCUAGCGCACCAAGUGACAAUUGUGAGUGGUGAGACAGGUUGUGGUAAGACAACACAGGUGCCUCAAUUUAUCAUGGACGAAGAAAUCAUGCAGGGACGCUAUUGCAACAUGAUCUGUACACAGCCAAGGAAGAUUUCAGCCAUUGGUGUCGCUGAGCGUGUGGCCGCAGAACGAUGUGAGACGAUUGGCAAGACAGUAGGUUAUGCUAUCCGUGGGGAGACCAAAUGUUCAGCAGAGACUCGACUGCAGUUUGUCACCACCGGUGUUCUCCUGCGUCGGCUUCAGAGUGACCCCAACUUGGAAGGCGUGAGCCAUGUGAUGAUUGAUGAAGUACACGAACGAUCGGUCGAUAGCGAUUUCUUACUCGUUCUUUUGAGAAAAGUACUGCAACGACGAAAGGAUCUUAAGGUGGUGCUGAUGUCGGCCACCUUGAAUCAAGCCCUGUUUUCAGAUUAUUUUGGAGGCGCGCCCGUGAUUGAAAUCCCAGGUUUUACACAUCCUGUACAAGAUUACUUUUUGGAAGACAUCUUGAGCAUGGUUCAUGGACAAGCCAAGACAUCACAUAACGAGGAUGUGAUAUCGAAACCCGACUGGGCCACUUGGCAAAUACCUUACUUGGAGCAAGGAUUCAGUGAGUCCACAGUACGGCUACUGUCGCGGUACCGCAACCAUCAAAAAAUUGAUUAUGGCCUGGUCGCACGUCUGGUCAAAUACAUCACUGAUCACGAAACGAUACAGGACUUCAAGCCGGCCAUUCUCAUUUUUAUGCCAGGUGCUGUCGAAAUUAAGACAUGUAUUGACGCGAUUGAAGAAGUCAUGCAAGGCACUGAGGCCGAAAUUUUACCACUUCAUGCUAAUCUGUCACCACAAGAACAAACGCGUGUAUUUCGACCCGUGCCGAGCCAUGUACGAAAGAUUGUGGUAGCUACAAACGUAGCAGAAACGUCCAUCACGAUUGAGGGUGUGGUCUAUGUCAUUGACAGCGGUCGCGUCAAGGAGACACAAUACGAGGCUGCAAGUCAUAUGGUACAUCUUGUUGAGACCUGGGCGUCGCGUGCAUCUUGUCGUCAGCGAAGAGGUCGUGCCGGUCGUACAAGGCCAGGUCAAUGUUUUAAGCUGUUUACAAGAGAGACUCAUGAGCAGAAGAUGAGAGCGCAGCAGGUACCUGAGUUGCUGCGGACGCCCCUUGAACAGCUCUGUUUGGUACUCAAGGCAAUGGGCCAAGAUGAUCUCGUGUCUUUUCUCCGCCAAGCGAUCGAUCCUCCUUCUAUGACCGCUUUAGAGAGCGCCAUCAAAUCGCUGCGGCAAGUUGAGGCCAUCGAUAAGCAAGACCAGUUAACUGCGCUGGGAAAACACAUGGCUGCUAUUCCUGCUGAUCUAAGAAUUAGCAAGAUGCUCAUCUAUGGUUCUGUCUUUGGUUGUUUGGAUCCUAUAUUGACCAUUGCCUCGAUCAUGUCCCUCAAGAGCCCAUUCACGUCACCAAUGGAAAAGAGAGUCGAGGCGAGAGAGGCAAGGGAAAAGUUCAAUUUUGGUAAAAGCGAUUGGCUGGCUGAUAUGAAAGCAUAUGAUAGUUGGUAUGAGAUCAUUCGAUCCAAGGGCAUGAAGGCUGCCAGAACAUUCUGUCAAGAAAACUUCUUGUCAUUUUCCACGUUGAGUGAGAUACAGAAUUUGCGGCGACAAUAUUUGGAAGCAUUGGCGGAGAUUGGAUUUUAUAAAGAGUCAGCACGUUUCAAUGACAACGCAGACAAUGUGAAUCUGGUAAAAUCAGUCAUCUUUGCGGGCUUAAAUCCGAAUGUGGUCAAAAUAAAGCUGCCAGACACAAAGUACGACAAAGUGCUGAGUGGCACAGUCGAGCGAGAGAAAGAAGCAAGAGAAAUAAAGUAUUAUACAAAAGACGAUGGACGUGUCUUUAUCCAUCCAUCAUCGCUUUUAUUUAGCAACAACAGCUAUCAAUCGUUAUUUUUGACAUAUUUUUCAAAAAUGACAACGAGCAAGAUAUUUAUUCGAGAUGGCACAGAAGUGCCCUUAUAUGGUAUACUGUUUUUCGGUGGGUCAAUCAAGGUAGAUCAUCUCGGACGAGGACUUAGAGUAGGAGAUGACGGAUGGAUCAAGUUGAGAUCCUGGGCUCGAAUUGGAGUCUUGGUGAAUCAGCUCAAACGAUUACUGUCAUUAGAGUUGUAUUAUAAAAUAGAAGACCCUGAUAGAGAAGUGUCUGUGGCACAUGCAAUCAUUGCACUCAUCACAAAUGAUGGAAUGAUCUAA